Messenger RNA from Hordeum vulgare subsp. vulgare (domesticated barley), 1315 nucleotides. RefSeq lists its product as uncharacterized. The coding region runs from base 16 to 858 and encodes 280 amino acids. The transcript is spliced from 5 exons. The record is from RefSeq and is a predicted model, not a curated record. NCBI's taxonomy places the organism in Eukaryota, Viridiplantae, Streptophyta, Magnoliopsida, Poales, Poaceae.
UAUACCCUCGUUUUCAUGCGGUUCAGAGCCCUCGAGGGUGCCCUCGUGGAUUCGUCCCCCGACCUCAAGGAAACACCGCUGCCAGCCACCGCCACCGCCGUCCCCUCGACGCCCCGCCUCCCGACCCCUCGACACCCCACCGCCCGACCCCUCGACGCAGGCGAACUCCUCCGGCGACCCCAACUGGAUUUUUCCCCGGUCCCUGCCGCUCGGGUUCUUGUUGGGGUGGAUGAGUUGCCUCCAUCUUGGGAUCCAGUUGUGAUGCCUAACUUCGAUACUCCUUGGCCUCUUAUGAUUUUCUAUCAUUCCUGGCCAGACAUAAGCAAGUUUCAAACAAAGCCAUUUCCUUUGUAUGACAAGCUAGGUGAUCUUUAUGAUGGACAUAUAGCAGAAGGUAAUUACAAUUUUACAUCAAUUCAGGCUACACAAGUGAUUGAUGAUGAUCCUGAAGUUGAAAGAGAUGAGACUGGGUUCUCUUUUGAUCUGAAUCAGUGCGAAGAUGAUUUACUCAUGUAUGAUGAUCCAAGAGAUGCGGCUCAAAGUGAUGAUCCAAGUGGAGCUAUUCAAAGUGAUGAUCCAAUAGAUGGUACUCAAAGUGAUGUUACUCGAGCAGGUGCUCCUGGUGGUUCCAAUAAAAAUCUAGUGAACGAGCCCAAGAAGAAGAAGCGGGAUGAUCCCAUGGUGGAAGUGAUGGCAAACUAUGUGGAGAUCAAACGGAAGCAAGCAGAGGACGAGUCUGCUUUGUUCGCAGAGUCAAAAAAUGCCCAACAGUACUGCCUCAAUGCCGCCGCCGAAGAUGAAGUGAGCGUCGUCGUGUUCCUUCGGAGCGAAAUGGCAGACUUACCUCGGGGUGUCUAAGAAAAAUGGAAGAGCACAAGCCGAAGAACUAGAGGUUCAAGGCCAACGAGAACAAGCCUGUAAUGAACGAAUGACCAUCCUCCGGACAGUCCGAUGCUUGCAAGGCUUAGCUGCCAAUCAUGUGACUCCUGUGUUAAAAUGGAUGGUGUGAACAUUUGUUUGGCCGUUCUGAAAACUAUCCAACUAUCCAGUAUCUGUGUUUUGAGUUCCUAUAUCUGCACUGCAUGCCUGGAAUGAUAAAUCAGUAGAUUUUAUCGUGUGAUGUGUUCUCGUGGACCAUUCGUGGUUUUGGAAUCCACUUCUAUAUGGUGAUUCGUGUAGCAUCUUCUUUGCUGUCGAUACUAUUUCUCACGUUUCUUCUUUUAUGAACAAACCUUUGUUCUAAGUACAAUUCUUCCGUAAUUUUUUGAAGGUGUAAAAAUUACAUUUUUAAUUAUAGUAUACUCCUGUGUAUGAA